This is a messenger RNA of Plasmopara halstedii, 219 nucleotides long. RefSeq lists its product as uncharacterized. NCBI's taxonomy places the organism in Eukaryota, Oomycota, Peronosporomycetes, Peronosporales, Peronosporaceae. The transcript is spliced from 3 exons. The coding region runs from base 1 to 219 and encodes 72 amino acids. The record is from RefSeq and is a predicted model, not a curated record.
AUGGUAUGGAUCCGAGCUGAUAAACAGAAUGAAACAAAACUCAAAAGUCUUCCGCAGAACGUUGUACUGUAUGUGCUUAAUAAUCACCGCUUUCCGAAAUGGCAAUACGGUUAUGAUAGUAGCGUUACAAGGACGCAGCGAGACAUGACGCAUCAUCUGGUUGUAUACGUAUUUCAGCUCAUUGAGAGCAAAUCUGACUGUAAAGCGGUCAGGCAAUAG